This is a messenger RNA of Spea bombifrons (plains spadefoot toad), 463 nucleotides long. RefSeq names its product COP9 signalosome subunit 9 (gene COPS9). The record is from RefSeq and is a predicted model, not a curated record. The transcript has 3 exons. Lineage: Eukaryota; Metazoa; Chordata; Amphibia; Anura; Pelobatidae. Gene Ontology annotation, biological process: negative regulation of protein neddylation. Bases 150 to 323 code for a protein of 57 amino acids.
AUUAUGUAGACCCGGAAGUGGGGCUACCGAGCGAUUAUGCUGACCCUGAAAGGGGGCUUCUGAGCAGCUGCACGAAAGUGGUAUUCCUUCAAUUCUAAAUACAAUAUUUUUUUUAUUGCUGCGUAUUAGUAUUUUAGUUUAUAGGCGUCAUGAAGCCGGCAGUGGACGAGAUGUUCCCGGAAGGAGCUGGUCCUUAUGUAGAUCUUGAUGAGGCUGGUGGAAGUACUGGACUUCUAAUGGACUUGGCUGCAAAUGAAAAGGCGGUGCAUGCAGACUUCUUUAACGACUUUGAAGACUUAUUUGAUGAUGAUGACAUCCAGUAAUAUCCAAUAUUUGAUCACUAUGUGCGAUUUGUUUGGUGAAAUGGAUGAUCUCUGUUUCAGUUUGUUUUCCGAUACAGGAAAAACUUGGGUAUUCAUGUAUUCAAACAUGCCGUGUAAAUAAAGUACUUAACUGAAGUCAA